CUACUUUGUUUCUCCAUAAAAAUAAAAUAAUAGUGACAACAAAAACCCUAGAUUUUCUCACUUCCAAAGUUGUUACUGUAACUUAUUCAGUUUUUGCAUCAUUUGAACUGAGAAAGCUUAAUCGCUAUUAUAAACCCUAAUUAUCAAUUGGGGUUUUUGUUGAAAUUUCAAAAAAGAUGAGUUCUUUGACUACAACAUGGUGUCCAAACUCUUUUCAGCUUCGGUUAGCAUUCAGCAGCAAAAAGCCUUCGGCAGUUUUUGCAAGAAUGCGUUUCGGGAAGCUGGAUUAUCGUGGGGUUCGUUUGGUUUCGAUUACUAUGAAUAGUGUGUCAAAUGGUGGAGUGGAAAAAAAAAAUGCAGGAGGCGUAAAUUCGACUUCUUCAGCAGAUGAUUUCGCUGGAUGGUCUGGAGCUGAUGGUGCUGAGAAACCCAGUGACUCACAGGGGAAGCAGUCCAUAGCUGGGAUUGUGGGAGCAGGAGUAGCUGGUAUCAUCCUUGUGUCUGGCCUUACCUUUGCUGCAUUGUCAAUAAGCAGACGGAGUUCAACAAGAAUUAAACAGCAGAUGGAGCCCUUAACAGCACAGCAAGAAAUGUCAAUCGAUUCUGACAAUCACAAUGACACAGUUCAAGAGGAGAAAGUUUUAGAUGAUAAUGAAUUCAAAGAUAAUAGCGGGGAAGAGUUCCAGGCAGGUAAAAGCAAGGAUCCAUCUUUAUAUACAGAAAAUGUUGGAGCUAUUGACAGUAGAAUUAGUGGGGAUACUGAUGAUGGCAAUCCAUCCAGUGUUGGUGUCUUCGUUGAUGAGACCCAUAGUCAGCAUGAUUUGGAUGACAGGAAAGCUAGUGAUGAUGCAGUAGUUGCUAGUGAAGCCAUAUCUGAAUCCCCUGAAGCAACCUUUGUGACAUCAAGCUAUGAAAGUGAGGAAGAUAGUCUUGGUGCUGGAAAACCAGAACCAACAACUGAACCAGAACAGAGGAACUAUAAUGAUGACGAAGUUGCUGCUGCAUCAGUUAUAAAUCCAAAUUCAACAUAUGAAAUUGAUAAUCAGGUGGGAGCAUCUAUUUUGGAAGGACCAGGACACUCCGAAACUUCAUUGGACUCCCCUCGUACUGAGCCUUCUAACCUCAACUCUACUGUUAAUCCACAAUCAGCAGCACUUCUGGAACCCAUGAUUACACAUGAAGUGUAUGUAGAGACUCAAAGCUCAUUUUCCACCAACAAUGUUGACCCGAGUGAAAUGCUGGAGGUUCCAAGUGAUGGAGAUAAGUCACCUUUUGAAGUGCAUAAGUCAAACAGAGACGAAGUGCCUGGUACAACUUUGGUUUCAACAACAGCUUAUGACCAUCUUGGAAACGAUUUUAAGGCUAUGAAUGCAAGCAGAUCAUCAUUUUACUCAACGGAUCCUGGUGAUGUCUUUACUUCUGCUGGUAUUCCUGCUCCAUCUACUAUUUCUCCAGCUCUGCAGGCACCUCCAGGAAGGGUUUUGGUUCCUGCUUCCUUUGAUCAAGUCCAAGGUCAGGCGCUCUCAGCAUUACAAGCUUUGAAGGUUAUUGAGUCUGAUGUUCAACCUGGAGAUCUUUGCACUCGGCGUGAAUAUGCUCGUUGGUUGGUCUCUGCUAGUAGUGCUCUAUCAAGAACCACCGUCUCAAAGGUCUACCCUGCAAUGUAUAUUGAGAAUGUUACUGAUCUUGCCUUCGAUGAUAUUACUCCUGAGGAUCCAGACUUCCCGUCUAUACAAGGUUUAGCCGAAGCAGGGUUACUUUCCAGCAAACUCUCAAGACGUGACAUGCAGUCAUCUUUGGAUGAUGACCAAAGUUCUGUCUUCUUCUGUCCUGAAAGCCCUUUAUCACGUCAAGAUCUUGUCAGCUGGAAGAUGGCCAUAGAGAAAAGACAGCUACCAAUUGUUGACCAAAAGUCCAUGCAGAGAGUCUCUGGGUUCAUAGAUGUUGACAAGAUUCAUCCAGAUGCAUGGCCUGCGCUGGUAGCUGACUUAUCAUCAGGUGAACAGGGAAUAGUGGCCCUUGCAUUCGGGUACACAAGACUCUUCCAGCCAGAUAAACCUGUGACCAAAGCCCAAGCUGCUAUUGCCCUAGCAACCGGUGAAGCUUCUGACAUCGUUGGUGAGGAACUUGCGCGCAUUGAGGCUGAGUCAAUGGCUGAAAAAGCUGUUUCAGCCCAUAAUGCUCUGGUAGCUGAAGUUGAAAAAGAUGUGAAUGCAAGUUUUGAGAAGGAACUCUUAUUGGAAAGGGAAAAGAUUGAUGCAGUGGAGAAGUUGGCUGAGGAAGCAAGGAGAGAAUUGGAGAGUUUGAGAGCUCAGCGGGAGGAAGAGAAUUUAGCAUUAAUGAAGGAACGUGCUGCUGUUGAUUCAGAAAUGGAAAUUCUUUCCAGAUUAAGACGCGGUGUAGAGGAGCAAUUACAGACCCUUAUGAGCGACAAAUUAGAGAUCUCCUAUGAUAAAGAGAGGAUUGAAAAGCUUAGGAAAGAUGCAGAAUUUGAAACCCAAGAGAUAGCACGUUUGCAGUAUGAGCUGGAGGUCGAGAGAAAAGCAUUAUCCUUGGCUAGGACUUGGGCAGAAGAUGAGGCUAAAAAAGCUAGAGAGCAAGCAAAAGCCUUGGAAGAGGCUAGAGACCGCUGGCAGAAACAAGGCAUCAAAGUGGUAGUUGACAAUGACCUGCAAGAAGAAGCUAAUGCUGGAGUUACAUGGCAGAAUGCUGGAAAUCAGUCUGUUGAGUCGACUGUUAAUAGAGCUGAAACAUUAGUGGACAAGCUCAAGGAAAUGGCUGAUACAGUGAGAGGGAAAUCAAGAGAGACAAUUCAUAUGAUUAUUGAAAAAAUAAUGUUGCUGAUCACUAUGCUUAAGGAGUGGGCACUAAAGGCAGGCAGGGAAACAGUGGAGUUAAAGGAUGCUGCCUUGUCGAAGAUGGGCAACUCAGUACAAGGAUUGCAGCAAAGCUCAGCUGAAGCUGGCUUGGCUUUCAAGGAUGGUGUUAAGCGCUUCGCCGAUGAUUGCAGGGGCGGAGUUGAGAAAAUCUCACAGAAAUUCAAGACAUGAAAAACGUGUUAUAUGGACCUCUUGUAUCCUUUUUUGCCAUUUUGGUCAAUAAGUUCUCUGAUUUUUCCUGUCAAUUUUGGCCCAUAUAAGCUGGUGGACAUUGACUUCCACCAGAAGAGGGGAAUAAAAGAUAACUCUGCCAAGUAUCUAUACCUUCCAUUAGCACAUUGAUUAUUUUAGCUUCUUAAUUGUACUAUAUAUAUGUGUUAGUACUAAACUUCUUAUUGUA
Molecule: messenger RNA, 3279 nt
Organism: Solanum dulcamara
Lineage: Eukaryota; Viridiplantae; Streptophyta; Magnoliopsida; Solanales; Solanaceae
Exons: 10
Coding region: 177-3050 (957 amino acids)
Source: RefSeq, a predicted model, not a curated record